AUGGCCAAGAAAGCCAAAUCUCGUGUCAUGAUCGUCCGGCUCUUGUCCAUGGCCGCGACUGGAUACUUCUACACUUUCAAGCGCCUCCGAACCGCAUCGCCUAUGAGCAUGCUGAAAUACGACCCGAUAAUUCGGAGAAAGGUUUUGUUUCUCGAGCAAAAGAAGAAGGGCAAAUGA
This is a messenger RNA of Colletotrichum graminicola M1.001, 177 nucleotides long. Its product is annotated as ribosomal protein L33. Lineage: Eukaryota; Fungi; Ascomycota; Sordariomycetes; Glomerellales; Glomerellaceae. Gene Ontology annotation, molecular function: structural constituent of ribosome. The coding region runs from base 1 to 177 and encodes 58 amino acids. Gene Ontology annotation, cellular component: mitochondrion; ribosome. The transcript has 3 exons. The record is from RefSeq and is a predicted model, not a curated record. Gene Ontology annotation, biological process: translation.